Messenger RNA from Pectinophora gossypiella (pink bollworm), 4271 nucleotides. RefSeq names its product proline dehydrogenase 1, mitochondrial (gene slgA). The record is from RefSeq and is a predicted model, not a curated record. NCBI's taxonomy places the organism in Eukaryota, Metazoa, Arthropoda, Insecta, Lepidoptera, Gelechiidae. Gene Ontology annotation, cellular component: mitochondrion. Gene Ontology annotation, molecular function: proline dehydrogenase activity; FAD binding. The transcript has 13 exons. The coding region runs from base 84 to 1871 and encodes 595 amino acids.
UCGAGCGUCACGUCAGUGUCAGUUGUCAGUCGGCACCCGGGGACGGCGCGCGUGCCCAGCGGACAGUGAACAGUGCGCGGAAGAUGGCUUUGCUCAGGAGACUGGCUGUUACCGCGCCGAGGAGCGUGCGCGCCCUCUCUGCGGCCCCUCCGCCCCGUGACGACCUCGACCUUUCCUUCAACAACCCCAAAGAUGCCUUCAAGAGCAAGAAGACCAGCGAGCUCGUCCGCGCCUACCUCGUCUACCAGAUCUGCUCGAUCAACUGGGUGGUCGAGAACAACGACAUGUUGAUGAAGAGGCUUCGCCAGGUGGUAGGGCAGCGGCUGUUCGAGAUGAUAAUGAAGGCAACCUUCUAUGGGCAGUUCGUCGCGGGAGAAGACCAGGACAAGAUCCGACCUACCAUUGACAGACUGCGUUCGUUCGGUGUGAAGUCAAUCCUGGACUACUCAGUGGAGGAGGACCUCUCUCAAGAGGAGGCUGAGAAGAGGGAAGUCAGUGCCCUAAGCAAGUCAGAAGCCGGCCAGGACCCAGAACCUACACCACAAAGUGCAUCGACGUCAUCUUGCGGAGACAACCGCGAGGAGGGUUACCUGAAGCAGUUCCACGUGGAGCAGCGCUUCGCCGACCGCCGGUACAAGGUUACCAGCGCACGCACGUACUUCUACAUCAACGAAGCCGCCUGCGAGAAGAACAUGGAGGCUUUCCUCAGGAGUAUUGAUGCUGUGCACAAUGCUACCAAAAGUACCGGAUUGAUGGCUGUUAAACUGACUGCAUUAGGAAGGCCGCAGUUACUUCUGCAACUGUCAGAAGUGAUCAUGCGCGCGCGCAACUACAUGCAACAAGUCGGCGGCGGCACAGGGAACGUGCUCACUCACCACAAGACCAUCGAGGACUUCCAGCGGUACUUCGGCGAGCACAAGAACAAGCCCGAAGUUCAGGAGUUCAUGAAACAAAUCACUUCUGAUAACAGGGGUAUCGUGCACUUGUUCCCAUGGUCCAAUAUUCUGGACGAGGACAUGAACUUGUCGGACACCUUCCGCGUGCCAGAUCCCAAGUCCGGGCAGAUGAGGAGGCUCAUCUCGCAGAUCUCCAAGCAGGAGGAGGCCCAGUUCAGGAACAUGCUUCGGAGACUGAAUACCGUCAUCCAGGCGGCGAACGAGGUGGAUGUGCGCAUCAUGGUCGACGCGGAGCAGACGUACUUCCAGCCAGCCAUCUCCCGGAUCACUCUCGAGAUGAUGCGCCGGUACAACAAAGACAAGUUCCUAGUGUUCAACACUUACCAGACGUAUCUGAAGAACACAUACAAUGAAAUCGUCACUGAUUUGGAGCAGGCUCAACGGCAAAACUUCUACUGGGCGGCCAAGUGUGUGCGCGGCGCUUACAUUGAGCAGGAGCGCGCCAGGGCCGCGGCUAUGGGCUACGAGGACCCGACCUGCGAGAACAUGGAGGCCACCACCGCCUCCUACCACAAGUGUCUCAAGGAGAUCCUUAGCAGAGUCCGGGGCGAGAUGAAGGGUAAGGUCGGCAUAAUGGUGGCCUCCCACAACGAGGACACGGUCCGGUACGCCAUCCAGCUGAUGAAGGAAUACGACAUCAAGCCUGAAGACAGGGUCGUCUGCUUCGGACAGCUGCUCGGCAUGUGCGACCACGUCACCUUCCCGCUGGGUCAGGCCGGCUACUCGGCAUACAAAUAUGUGCCGUACGGUCCUGUACUUGAGGUGCUGCCUUACUUGUCACGGCGGGCCAACGAGAACCGCGGCUUCCUCGUCAAGAUCAAGAAGGAGAAGGGACUCCUCCUCAAGGAGAUCUUCCGUCGUGUAGCAACCGGACAACUAUUCUACAAACCCGAGGGGAAAUAUACCCCCGUGUAAAUAUACCAUAAGCUACCGUAGUAUGAUUUGCGUUGCGGGCUGCUGAGUCAAUUUCGAUGUAAUGAGUUGACAGUUGUAUCAUUUCGAAGAUCUGAAGACUGGAGGGCGUCGUGGGAAAAGGUCAUGAGUCUUUUCAGGUUUUCACCUUUACAAGUUUCUUAGAAUUUUGGACCGUGAAUGUUUCCAGUUUUCCAAGAACCAACAAUAUCUGGAAUUGAAGACUUAGUUCUCCCAGAAACUACUCCGAACCUAAUCCUGCGAUGUCCGUCAAUGACCCCCGUUGCAAACCUACAUGCGUUCGUUCCAAAAAGUCAGUAUUGUUCUCGUAUAUCUUAGAAAGGUGAAGCUAGUCCUGGGACGGUGGGUCAGGUUUGCAACGCGACCGUGGAGGUCACAUUUGAUGCGUAGACCAACGAGAGAAAUGGUGUUUUACUACCGAAGUCGAGUCCCGUCCAUAAUAUGCGAAUACAAAACUGUAUACAAUCGGAAACUACAGAAAUCGAGGGUUUAUGACCGAGUAGAUAUUACACAGAUUAUUUAUUAUAUGGUUUGGUUAUUGGAUGGUUUAUUUUGUUCUGAGUUUUGGUAGUAAAACAUCAAUGAGUCUCUCAAUUUUGAAUAAAUUCCGGAAAACGUAUUCACUUGUAUAUUAUACCUGUGAUUUUGUACUUCAGGUCAAUAGAUUUGACAACCACGAUCUGGGUGUAGGCUUCUGGUCAGUGUGGGUAAAAGAUGCUGUUUGACUCGCUCUUAUGAAUCUAUAUCAGGGUUUGUAAUGAGCACUAGUUCGUUCACUCACAGACUUAUAAGAACAACAUUAAAGCUCUUUGUCAAACAGCGACUAGCCCCAUAGUGCUGGCCGAAAUAUUAUCGACAGAUUGAUCGAAUGAAAAGCGAUGCUUGUGUCCUCACAAGUAUUAUACAAGAAAAUGUAGAGGUGUAGUUACGAACAGUAUUGGUUUCGCUUCUUUCAGUAUUUGGUGUUGAGUCAUUUGAUUUUCGAAUGCUUUUUUGGAUACUACGGAUAGGGAGAGCCCGGCCGGAAAUAUUUUAAGGGCUUUUCUGGGGUUUGCGCAGUUAUGGUAAUUGUGGCGUCUAUAUUGUAAGUCAUUUUGGGACCCUUUGCCCCUGAUACUACAAUAAUAUUACAGACUUACCUUCGUAUCUGACUCUAUUCACUGUGUCAAAGAUAAAAUGCUCACCUUCUAUUAAUUUCCCUAAGUGCGCAUGCGCCAUAAAAGUGCGCCAACAUGGCCGACUGUGAUACAUCAGUUCGGGCUUUUAAAUAUAAUGAGAAUUGAAACUAAAUGUUACGUAUUUAAUGUUUAAAAUAAGUGUUAUACUUAUUAGUAAAUGAAAAUAAAAUCACACAUUGCUUUAGAGAACUUUUUGGAUUGAUAACUUUGUGAAAGUAUAAGUAGGUUUUCUCUUAUAGGUCUCAUGAAAUUGUCCUUACUCUUUCAUAAUGACCUAUCGGGAAAAAUCUAGUUUUUGAUAGAAUUUAGAACUUAUAAGAAAUCAUAAGUUAGGAAACAAAUUAUGCGAUUUAGGACAAUAUAUUAUUAUUAUUACCUAUUCCGGAAGACUUGUACAACGAUAUGUCAUUUUUUUACAAAACGGUCGACUUUUACAGAAAAACAGAUGAAUGCUGAAUCAAAAACUUAAGUAUAGUUGUAAAGUAAAGAUGCAUAAGGGACGAUUAUGAACCGCAAGUCAAACUUAAGGGUUGUUAAUUUUCUCGUAAGUACGUAAUACUAUAUACCUUAUUAACAGGAACUAGCAUUCAUUCUUAGUUGUAUAUUAUUUAUUGCCGUUAUACUUAAAUAAUGAUGAAUGCAUUUUUCUUUGUGUUCCUAAUUGUGAAAUCUCUUAGGUUAGAUGGUUUUUUAUUGCUAUUUAUUUACUUAUGUUCUAUUCUGUUAUUGUAAAAAUGUUUUUACUUUGUCACAAAUACCUAUUUCUGAAGUGGUCUGUGCUCAAUUCGCUUAUUAAAUUUAAACGGUCUAUGAGACCUUAUGAACUAGACUAUCAUUGAUAUAGUCCCCUACAAUGUAAAAAUGAUAAUUUAAUUUUACAAAUUGAUUAUGCAUUAAUAAUUUAUUUUACGUAGAAUUUUCGAUAUAUCGCAUUUUGUCUACAGUUCCUAUUUAUUUAAUGAAUUAAUAAAAUUAACGUCCUAUUUUACCUCAAGAUUAAAAUAGAAUGUAAACAUGAAUUGUUUAGUUGAAUUAGGCGCCAUCAUUGUUUUAUUUUUAUUUUAGAUGCAUUUUCUUUUUAAUUAAAUUAUUAUUUUGAAUUUAUUUGUAAGCGAAUUUCGUUUGUUUAUCGUCGCUAAUUAUUGUGAUGUUAUUUUUAGAUUAUUUUAUGUAUAGACAUUUAAUAAAGACAAGAUCGUUUUUA